UACCCAUAUUUGCAUAUGAACUCCGAUCGAUCUCGCGUCACAUCCGGCAUAUACCUGUUUUCAGGGAAGCAAAAGAGACCUAGAAUAAUUACAAACAGCGUGGAUAUUCUUCAAAAUUAGCCGUAACAGACUCUGUAGAGACCUUGAGAGGUAAUACGCCUACCAAAAUGUUGAGGAAUUUUGCUGCAGGUCUUUAUAGGGAAUGCUCAAAAGGAGUUGGAACAGCUUCGUUUUUGAGAGUUCGUCCACAAGUCGCCACAUCGCAACAUGGGGCAUCAUGCAGUAGCGGCGCCGAAGAGGAAGCACAAGAUGACCCAAACUUCUUUAAGAUGGUGGAACUAUUUUACGAUCGAGGGGCUUCCCUGGUGGAAGACAGACUUGUAGACACACUCAAGGGGCCAGGAUCGGAAAAUGAGAAAAGACUAAAAGUUCAAGGAAUCUUGAGAUUGCUCAAACCAUGCAACCAUGUACUCAGUAUCAACUUCCCUCUGCUAAGAGACGACGGUUCUUUUAAAAUGAUUCAAGCUUACAGGGCUCAGCACAGCCAACAUAGAACACCAUGCAAAGGAGGUAUAAGAUACAGUGAGGACGUGAGUGAGGACGAGGUCAAGGCUUUGGCAUCUCUGAUGACGUACAAGUGUGCCGUGGUGGACGUCCCCUUUGGUGGCGCUAAGGGCGGGAUCAAGAUCGACCCGAGAAAGUUCUCCGAGAGGGAACUAGAGAAGAUCACAAGGAGGUUCUGCAUGGAACUAGCCAAAAAGGGCUUUAUUGGACCUGGUAUUGACGUACCUGCUCCUGACAUGGGUACAGGUGAGAGGGAGAUGAGCUGGAUGGCUGAUACCUAUGCUAUGACCAUUGGGUACCAAGACAUCAAUGCACAUGCUUGUGUUACAGGAAAACCAAUCACACAGGGUGGUAUACAUGGUCGUAUCUCAGCUACGGGGCGUGGUGUGUACCACGGUGUAGAGAACUUUGUUAAUGAGGCUUCCUAUAUGAGUCUCAUCGGUCUCACCCCAGGCUUCGGUGACAAGACAUUCAUUGUACAGGGUUUUGGUAAUGUGGGUCUUCAUUCCACUAGGUAUCUUCAUAGAUACGGAGCUCGGUGUGUAGGAGUGAUGGAGAUUGAUGGUAGCAUCUAUAACCCCAAUGGCAUCCAUCCCAAGGAACUUGAAGACUACAAGCUGGAGCAUGGUACCAUCGUAGGAUUUCCUGGAGCAGAGCCCUAUGAAGGGAACCUCCUGACGGAACAGUGUGACAUCCUGGUACCUUGUGCGGGAGAGAAACAGAUCACAGCUGACAAUGCCAGGGACAUCAAGGCCAAGAUCAUUGCCGAGGGUGCCAAUGGCCCAACUACCCCUGCUGCAGAUAAAAUCCUUCUGGAAAAGAAAGUCUUAGUUAUACCGGACAUGUUCAUCAAUGCCGGUGGUGUGACCGUAUCGUACUUCGAAUGGCUCAAGAACCUCAACCAUGUCAGCUAUGGUCGUCUAACCUUCAAAUAUGAAAGAGAUUCCAACACACAUCUCCUUCAGAGUGUACAAGAGAGCUUGGAAAGGAAGUUUGGUCGCCAUGGUAGUGGCAUCCCCAUCACCCCUUCAGAUCAAUUCAAGGACCGCAUCGCUGGCGCCAGCGAGAAAGACAUCGUCCACAGUGGUCUUUCAUACACCAUGGAGAGGUCUGCUAGGCAAAUCAUGAGGGCAGCGAUGACAUACAACCUUGGUCUCGACAUCCGAACGGCUGCAUACGUAUCGUCCAUUGAGAAGAUCUUCACCACCCAUUAUCAAGCCGGUCUUUCCUUCACAUAAACUCAUCCCUCAAGAAACUUAAAACCUUAAAUAUAUUAUUAAAUUGUAAUAAUGUGAAGGAGUAAUCAUAUAGCUGAAACUAAUUGAUUAAUAUGUAUUGAAACAUUUUGCCGUUUGGGUUAUCUGUCACUUUACAACAACAUAAACAGCCAUCUAUCUUGUCGUUCUCUCCUUUACAUAAACUUGCAUCACAAGAUAGUUCAAACCUAAAAUAUAUUAUGAAACGGUAACAAUGUUAAGGAGUAAUCAUUAUUCAAAUUAGUGAAUUACCAUGUAUCCUUGAAACAUUUUGAGCUGAGAUAGAAAAAGUAUCUUUCACUUUUUACAACAACAACCCACUAUCUAGUCGUUCUCUCCUUUACAUAAACUGGCAUCGCAGGAUACUUCAAACCUAUAAUAUAUUAUGAAAUGGUAACAAUGUUUUAAGGAGUAAUCAUAGUCUAAAUUAGUUGAAAUGCCAUGUAUCAUUGAAACACCAAGCAGUGAGUUUGAAAGUCUUUUCAUUUCACUAUUUAAAGUAUAUAAUUGUGAAGGAAGAAUUGUUUAAUGUUAUUGCAUAGUAAAUGUAAUGUGUUUUUAAUAUUGUAUGGUAGGUUAUUUGGUGCUGUAUCAUAAUAUUCAUAACUUACCCUAGCUUGAUGAAAUAUUAUUUAACUUUCAAGAUACAUGAGCAGCUGUAUGAGCUGUCAUAAUUUGGGGGAAAUUAGUAGGUUUGAUUUCUGGGAGACAGUGAGAACGUCAGUUUCCAAUUUCUACCAGUCAGAGUGUAUUGCUGUAUAUGGUGCAAAAAGUGAUUAGUAUAUUAAAUCAUAACAAAGAAAAGAUAAAUAUCCAAUUGCAAUUACAUAAUUUUGUUACCAAGUAAUCUUAAUGAUUUUAUAAAAUUUCAUCAUGGAACAUGAAUAAUCCAUAGAAUGAAUUGAUGAUAUUUUGUUUAUCAGCUAAAAUGAAAUAUUACUGCAACAAUUAAUAUGUGGUGGAACGCUGCACACAGAAUAUAUGAUGUGAACCCUUGAAAGAAGCAAUAAAAAAAGAAAUAUAUGUCUAUUUCCAAUAUCGCUUUUCUGUUGUUAUUUGGAGUAUGAAAAAUAUUGCCGUAUUUGUUUUGAAUUAUAAUAUUAUCUCCUCUGUAAUGUGAAUAUUGUGUGUGAAGCAGCCUUUACAAAGAGUACAAAACUACCCCAAAGAAUGUUACGUUUAACUUGUGUCUUAUUUAGUUUGAGUGUGUGCAAUGCACAUAAGUUUAAUGUCUUUUAUUUGGAAAGAUUUAUUGUAUGAUUUAAAUCAAUUAUCUUUUUGAUAUAUAUAGAGGUUUCUUCUUACCUAUUUUUGUUUUCAUGAUUGAAUUAAUGUUCUUCAUGAUGUAAAAUUUGAUUUAGCAAGAAGGGAUUAGGUAUUCCUGUUUGUGUAUCUUUUUUUUUUAAGGUGUGAAGUUGUGUACAAUAUGAACAUGUAGCAUAUAGGUCCCUGUACAAAUCAUAUGUGUUCACAGAAUUCAUUUGUCAACGGUUUAACCCAUUACCUUCUGGAACUAGGUGGUUAUUGGACAAAAGCUUAAAGAAAGUACAGAGUGUAGUCAGCAGGUUAACCCAUUGCUUACUGGAACCUGGUGAUCCCUGUACAAAGCUUAUGUGAAUCACAGAAUUCAGUAGUUAACAGGUUAACCUAUUCCCUACCGGAACCUGGUGAUCCCUGCACAAAGCCUAUGGGAAUCAGAGAAUUCAGUAGUUAACAGGUUAA
Messenger RNA from Lytechinus variegatus (green sea urchin), 3542 nucleotides. RefSeq names its product glutamate dehydrogenase, mitochondrial-like. The transcript is spliced from 12 exons. The record is from RefSeq and is a predicted model, not a curated record. Gene Ontology annotation, molecular function: L-glutamate dehydrogenase (NAD+) activity. NCBI's taxonomy places the organism in Eukaryota, Metazoa, Echinodermata, Echinoidea, Temnopleuroida, Toxopneustidae. Gene Ontology annotation, cellular component: mitochondrion. Gene Ontology annotation, biological process: L-glutamate catabolic process. The coding region runs from base 168 to 1802 and encodes 544 amino acids.